Molecule: messenger RNA, 1205 nt
Organism: Lathyrus oleraceus (garden pea)
Lineage: Eukaryota; Viridiplantae; Streptophyta; Magnoliopsida; Fabales; Fabaceae
Exons: 2
Coding region: 269-1045 (258 amino acids)
Source: RefSeq, a predicted model, not a curated record
AAUUUAAUCCCUAAUUGUAAGGGAAAAUAUAAUAAAAUGCAAGGAUCAAUAUGCAAAAUGAGAAUCUUUGUUUCUAUUCAUGCCAAUCUCAUUUCCACAUUCAAAGCCACUCAAACAUCACACAAUAAAACAAAGUUAACAACAACUGUCUCAAUUUGCUUCAUCACACAAACUCACAGACACAAAACAGAACAAUCAUCUUACAAAUCUCAACUCUAACAACCUGAUUAAUAGUACCUUUGAAAAUCAUUGAAGCAUUAAAAAGGUUAUGGCUUUUCUUCUACCAAAUCUCCAACCUUAUCUUCAAACUCAAUUCAAAUCCAAAGAUAAACCUCUUCAUCAAACCCUUUCACAACCAAAACCCACUUCUCAUUUUCUUGUAUCUUCAACUUCCUCAGCCUCUUCUUCACAAGUUAACACACCUACAAGUAUUCAAGAUAAACAUCAACAACAGCUUCCAAAAGAUGAAUUCUAUGUCAACCUUGGACUUGCUGUGAGAACUCUCCGUGAAGACAUGCCUAUGAUCUUCAUCAAAGACCUCAAUUAUGAUAUCUAUAGGGAUGAUAUAACAUUUUUGGACCCCUUGAACACAUUUACUGGAAUUGAAAAGUACAAAUUGAUCUUCUGGGCAUUGAGGUUUCAUGGAAAACUCUUGUUUCAUGAGAUAUCACUUGAUGUAUACAGAGUGUGGCAACCUUCAAAGAAUGUAAUAUUGAUUAGGUGGAACCUUAAAGGCGUGCCACGAGUACCUUGGGAAGCUAAAGGAGAAUUUCAAGGAACUUCAAAGUACAAGUUGGACAAAAAUGGCAUGAUUUAUGAACACAAAGUUGAUAACUUAGCAUUCAAUUUUCCACAAAAUAUUAAACCAGUUUCAGUUUUGGAUUUGAUUACUUCUUGCCCUGCAAGUCCAAACCCUACAUUUUUGUGGAGUUAUGUGGAUAUCUACUCUUCUUCAUGGAUAAUUUUAUAUAAGGCAGUUAGUGAUACAAUAUUGAAUCAAGAAAGGAGUUUAUUACCACAAGAUGGUCUAGCUAUUUGUUCAUAACUAUGAGCAAUCGUAUGCUGACGGAUCCAAAAAUUUUAAAUUCGCAGAGACAAAACUCGUGUAUACAAAGUUGUAAGAGCAAUGCUCAUGUAAUAUAUGAUGUAUAGUAUAUAUUGGGACAACUUAUAUAUAACGAUAUAUAUAAUAUUGAGUUUGUCGA